UAUUUUUUUUUCAAAAUUAAAAAUAGGCAGAGGCAAUUCGUUCGUCGUCGGCGCACGUUAAAUACAAUACCUCUACCAACACUACUGUGUACCUUUCUGCGAGGUGCAUCAUACCAAAACCCUCUUCUCUCUAAUUCCUACCUAUACAUACACAUAUACAAGCAAUUCCAUUCGCGAAAUGAGCGUUAGAUUGGAGUCCACCGCAUUCAUAAACCCUUAUCCUACCUUGACUAGAGCUGCUUCGACUAUGGCGCUUUGUCACGCGCCGCCGACCUCACUAGGGUUUGAAGGUUUGCUCAGAGCUAGAAUCAAUGGAAAAUUGUCGCUUCCGCAGCUUCCGAGAGUGCUCGGAGUUAAUCUACGGCAGAGGACUGUGAGGAAUCGCACCGUUUUCUCCUUCGCUGCAUCGCACGAGGAAUCGAAGCCUUCAGAUAUUGGUAUAGAGAAAGAAAAGGAGGAUCUGAAAGGGCGAGGUCAAGAAUCAGAGGAAGCAUGGCAGCAGGCCCUCACAUCUUUUAAGGAACAAGCUUUAAAAAUGCAGAACACAUCUAAGGAAGCUUAUGAGUUGUAUUCUGAAAAGGCAUUCAUCAUCCUAAAAGAAACUUCUGAGAAGUUAAAAAUUCAAGCAGAAAAGGCAAGACUGGAUUUGAUCGAGGUUGCUAAAGAAACUGCUGAAGAAAGUAAAGAAUAUUGGGCCACAGCCGCAGAGAAUUCCCCUGAACCGGUGAAGGAAAUCGUACAAACUUUUUCUACCUCAACCGAUGAGCUCAAUGACGUGUCUAAAGUCCGGGACUUUUAUGUCGGGAUACCUUAUGGUGCACUUCUUUCUGUUGGAGGCUUUCUUUCAUUUAUGUUAACUGGAAGCAUCCCUGCCAUCAGGUUUGGUAUUGUGCUUGGUGGUACUCUUUUGGCCCUGAGUAUAGCAAGUUUGAAAUCAUGGAAGAAGGGAGAGCCGUCAUCCUUGCUUGUGAAAGGACAGACAGUAAUUGCUACAAUAUUUUUUGUGAGGGAAUUGCGCGUGUUGCCCAUGGUAAAUCUGUCCGGCCUAAAUUCUAAGCUAGUCAUACACAUUCGUUGCUCUAACUCCAUCUCUCUUUUGUGUCUAUUUGCAGCGACCAUUUAUUGCCAAUUUCAUCACAACCCUUAUCAGGUCCACUUUCUGUGAUCCUGUAUUUGAUUAGCUUUUCUUUUACAGUUGUUUCAGCUUUAAAUUAGUCAUUUUAUUCCACCUGAAAUGCCAUUUUUACUAGAAUUAGGAGUGGUGUUUUGCAUUGUGUCCAAAAUGCGGAGCAAAAGAGGUAUAAGACUGGUGAAUCUGAGGUGCCCUUUGUUGUUCUUAUGAGGAUGAAAUUGGAGGAAUUCUUUAAGAACAUCAUGAACUUUCUUGAGUGGUCUAGAGCCAACCAUAGCAAAUAAAUUUGAACACUAAAUACUUUAAUCAAUGAAACUCAAUUAGAUGUAUGACGGUUUAUUCUGAUUUUUAAAUCAAGAAGUGUUCCUUCUCAGUUUUUGAUGCGUGGAGCGUCUUGCUCUCAUGUUUAUGUAGCAUUUGACGGUUAGCUCGUACUGUGCAGUGGUGGAGUGCUUGCAUUCUAUCUCUAUAGGAUCAUCAGGGACAGAGAGCAGACGGGAGGGUCCAGUCAGGAAGUAAGGGCCGAAACUUAAACCUCGUGUUGAUAUAAGGCGCGAUCACACGGAGAAAAUACUUUGCAUCAAGUGAAGGAGAAUUCACUCCUCAGGUGGGAGGAAAGCAAAACUAUCAAUAUAUGAUGUGCCAAGAUUUGUGAUGCUUUGUAGAAAUAACCAAGAUUUGAAGUUGUUUUCAGUAGGAUGUCAGUGGAAGGAUUUCAGUGGAGAUGUUAUUACUUAGUUUUGCUGAUAAAUACCAAUAAAUUUGUUGAAAUAAUUUGAUUAUUCAA
Molecule: messenger RNA, 1919 nt
Organism: Salvia miltiorrhiza (redroot sage)
Lineage: Eukaryota; Viridiplantae; Streptophyta; Magnoliopsida; Lamiales; Lamiaceae
Product: protein FATTY ACID EXPORT 3, chloroplastic
Exons: 4
Coding region: 179-1165 (328 amino acids)
Cellular component (GO): membrane
Source: RefSeq, a predicted model, not a curated record